CGACCUUUCGUACCUAUUUGAAGCGUCGCCUGCUCGUCUGCACUCGUACUAGAUCUGUUUGCGGUCGACUUGGUUCAACCUCGGCUUAGUUCAGCUUCGCUGAUUCGCACUUCCCUAUCUGUCAUGAUCUACGAUCAGGAUAGGCGAUCCGUUCCUUUCAGCAGUAUAUCAGAACCCGGAUAGCCGUACGAUUGAUGCGCUCAAUGGAGGAUAAACGGCUCCACUGAUUUACCGCUGUUGGAUAGUCUGGUCUCGUUCUUUCGGAGUCGUACUCAUCCCGAUCAUCAUCCAUAUCAUCUAUACUGGUUCGUCUUUUUCACAUUGCUCCUAGAAAUAACGCUGGCGUUCGUUCAAGUCAUGAGUUGCGUGCUCAACAUCUCCCUCGCCAACCUUUCUGAGGGAGAAAGCAUCUUCGACCCUGCAGUCAAACCAUGGAUCGUCUCCUCACUCGCAAUCUCUGUAGGCCAGAACGUCAUAGUGACCUCACUCAUCGUGUACAAGAUCCUGUCGGUGAACAGGCGAGCCACCGGGAAAUCCCAUGGCACCCUGGGCAAAACAGCUCAGAUGCUCGUCGAGUCGGGCGCAUUGUAUGUGGUCACUGUGUUUGUGUACUUGAUGACCUACGUGGCGAACAACAACGCACAGUUCUUCAUGAUAGACAUUCUUAACCCGGUCAUCGGCAUCACAUUCUCCCUCCUUGUCGUUCGGGUAGCGAUAAGACGAUCGAACCCGCUUUUAAGCAUAGAAGACGCCGAUCCUCCAUCUCAAGAACAUCCAACCGUUCAGUCCAUCGUCGUUUCCGUGCACCAGACACGUGUUUCCGAGGGCAUGGAUUCAGUUUCUGAUCUUGAACUUGGGUCGAAAUAGCGCGUGGGUCGUGCCGGCAUGCUGAUCUUAUUUUAACGCAGUGGUGAUAUCAAUUGAUGUGUACAACAGUGGACGGUUCUAGGCACGUGCUGUGCGCGGAGGACUUCAGACUGGUCUGUUUCUGUACGCUAGUAUAUGAAAAGAGGGGGCCAUUUCCCUUGGAUGUGAAGCAUAUGGUGCAGCUUUGGACCAUUGUAACUGUGUCUGGUUUUCUUAACAUC
Molecule: messenger RNA, 1088 nt
Organism: Dacryopinax primogenitus
Lineage: Eukaryota; Fungi; Basidiomycota; Dacrymycetes; Dacrymycetales; Dacrymycetaceae
Exons: 5
Coding region: 358-867 (169 amino acids)
Source: RefSeq, a predicted model, not a curated record